Molecule: messenger RNA, 2231 nt
Organism: Pundamilia nyererei
Lineage: Eukaryota; Metazoa; Chordata; Actinopteri; Cichliformes; Cichlidae
Gene: synj2bp
Product: synaptojanin 2 binding protein
Exons: 4
Coding region: 175-603 (142 amino acids)
Molecular function (GO): protein binding
Source: RefSeq, a predicted model, not a curated record
UUCGAAAAUCAGCCUGGAGUUCCGUCUCUUGCCGUCAGGGGGCACUGUUACAGCUCUGUCUGCGCCGGUGGUGGCCAAAAAGCAAAUCGAAACUCCUCAAUGAGUUCACCUUCAGAUACAUAGUUUGUCCCUCUUCUCUGAAGAUUUAUUUUACCAGGUUGACGUUUGGACACAAUGAACGGCUCUCUGGACACUUCUUCCAAAGUGGAAACCAUAAGGCUGAAGCGAGGACCAGCUGGCUUGGGUUUCAAUAUAGUUGGGGGCGUGGACCAGCAGUAUGUGUACAAUGACAGUGGCGUAUACGUGUCUAAAAUCAAAGAAGAUGGAGCUGCAGGCCAGGACGGAAGACUACAGGAGGGCGACAAGAUCCUCUCGAUAAACGGAGCUGUGCUAGAAGGCCGGACACACAAAGCCGUGGUGGAGCUGUUUCGGACAGCUGGGGAGGAAGUGGAGCUCCUUAUACAGAAAAAGGAAUCCCACCACAUGAACGGCUCCACGGGCUCUGAGUCCGAACACCAGUCUCCUGCGUCUAUUCUGGGAUUACUGGCAGUGUUAACGGGAGCUGCCGCAAUCCUCUUUUACAUUUACAGGCGGCGCGCUUAGAAAGCGCAAUGUCUUUACAUAAUUUUUAGGAUCAAAAACCAUUACUAAAUGCCAACUACAUGAGAGAGGGAACAAAAUGUGAAAAGUAGAUCUUGUUUUUGCGAUUAGCAGGUGCUGGUGUCACUGAUGAGGUCCCCCCCCCACACACAUACGUGCAUAUUUUGUGAUUAAUGAUAGCUUUUUGAUACCCCUCCUAUGCAAAAAGUCUUACCACAGAGAUGAGAUAACUUUUAUUAGGUAGCUUUACGAUGGUAAGUAAAAGAAGGGUGUAUACAUUCCUGCUGCUGGACUGAGUUUCUCAGGCAGAAAAAAAUGGCUGCUUGUAUAUGCAAAACUAUUUAAUCUUUGGAUAGAGUCUGACUGCUUGAACCUGAUCAUUAUAAACUGAAAGAGGGUUUAGGUUCAGUCACUUGUAGGCAUCUAAGCCUCCAUCAUUGAAUGGGGGAUCUCUCUGAACUCUACCUUCAUGCUUCACACACAUAGGUUUGAUUUUCAUUUUGAAGUGUUGCACAGAAUUGUGGGAGGAGCAGCACCCUAAUGUGGUGUUUAUCAGGAGCUGUGGCAACUGAUGAAAGCAGUUGCUGUGAUAAAAGCUCAUAAUGGACUUUUUUUUUUGAGUGCCUUUUUCCUGUUUGCAAAGAAACGGAGGAGAUUGCGUUGCUUCAUUUUGCUCUCAAAAUGAAAAUCAGACCCAUCCGCCCUCACUGUAGCCUGUUAAAAGACCAGAACCUAUAAUGAGCCAGUCGUCUCUCUUAAAUGUUUAAAAAUAGACAUCAGAUAUAUUAUUACAUUAAAAAAAAAUAUUUUAUUUAAAGACUUCUGGUGACUGAAACUUAUUGAAAACCUUACUCAAGCAGGAGGAAAUGGUGUAUUUAUUGGGGACUGUUUUCAGCUGCAGAUGAAUACACAUUCAGUGUUCUAAUGAGCAUUCCAAGUACAGGAAGUUGUGUGUGGGAUUAACAUUACUUGGUGCAACAGAGCAGCUGGAUGACAGCGUAGAGCCCUGUGGCUCAGACAGCUAACCUAUGAGAAGAUGGGUUAGUGAAAUCACCUAAUAUUUGGUUAUUAGUCUGUGACACUUGUCCACAGUUUGGUAAUAUGAACUCAGUAGUAUGAAUUUGGUACCUUAGAAAAAAACUCUUGGUCAGGCCACUCAGGGUGAACCGCUGAUCUGAAAUCAGGCUCAUUUCUUCAGGCUGAAACACUCGUCUUAUUGCGAUUUGAGGCCAGUGUGUAUAAAGACACUAAACCUCCUGCUGAGCUUGAACAUAGAUGAACAUACGAAAGAAAUUGUUUGUAUUUGUCUGACGGACCAAACAGCAGCUCGACACUGAAACGCAGCUAAGAAACGAUUUGCUGUCAGCCUCUGUAGAUGUUUUUACGUUUCUUUUUGCACUAGCCACAAUCAUGCAACUCCUCCAUUAAGGACCAUAGUGCAAGUAAAGAAGAAGUGAAUCGUGUCCACUGUGGUGGUGUGUGGUCUGUAAAUACAUUUCAUGUUGCUCUGCUGAGUGAGACGGUAGGAUGUAAAGUAUCUCAGAGAAAGAGAUGUAAAAAGUGUAAUAAAAUAUGCAAGUACUGUGUGUUUGUCAUCCAGCAGGCAACUAUUAAAAUUCACGAAGAAUUAA